UCAUAUAACGAAAACAUGUCAAAUGUCGCAAAGCUUUAGGCAGUCAUAUUUACAGGGACCGUGUUUCAUUUGAAUUACGUGGAACUUCCGCGCUCUAUGACAUUGUUAACUAACACCUGACUCAGAAAGGGGCGUGUUUCGAGUGUGACACACGCCCAGGUAAAGGGCGUGGUCAUGCUGUUCAUGAAGCCACAGGUGAGUGCAGGUAAGAGGAGGCGGUCCGGAACAGUCAGCCAAUAACGAAAAAUCACCCGGAGCAAGCUAACAACAGUUUAAAAAAUAGGCAUAUGUCAAGCAGAACUAGGAGUUUAGGAGGACAGCGGGAUGCGUUGCCUGAAGAAAGCAAUACGACAGGGAAUACCGACUUAUUGUUUUCAAAUAUAAUUUAAGGAUAUUUCAUAAUUGUAUUAAACUAACAAAACAAAAAAAUAAGGUAACAACAACAAUAAUAAUUUUUUAAAAAAGCCGACGAGUCAAGGUCUGUUUGUAUUGUACAAAAUGACAAGCUCAGACGCUUUGCGCCCCACCUUGACAAAUUCAGGACGGAAGCCGCUGGGAAAGCUAGCUGCCCGGCUGGAAGAUGUGAAGAACCCUUGGAGGCAGGGAAUGACAUUGGAGCUCAGCCACAACGAAGCGGCCAGGCUAGCGACAGACGCCCUGUUAGACUCGGGGGAACUCCAAUACAAGCGAGUGCUAGAGGAGGAGAGGGAGCUGUCGUUUCUCUCGCCCUUAGAGAUCAAGUACAUCGCUGAAAGCGCUUCCAAGAACAGUAGCGCAGACAGCGGCAGUGUCACUGGCUCAGGCGGAGAGCUGUGCGGGGAGGGGUACGCGGUCUCGGAGCUCACCUCGGGGACCUACUUCCCGAUGAUGUCAGAUGAAGAGCCGCCCUUGCUGGAGCUAGGUUGGCCGGAGCUGACAAACCAGCUGCCUAAGUAUGGUCCUUCAGAAACGCAAAUCUACUUUCAGAGAGACAAGACGCACAAUAUGAAAGAUGUCAUUCGUUCACUAAUAAACAAGGCAAAUAAAGUAAUAGCAUUAGUGAUGGACCUCUUCACAGACGUGGAUCUGUUUUGUGACUUGCUGGAAGCUGCAAAUAAACGCAAAGUUCCCGUUUACAUCCUACUGGACGAGAAGAACCUGAAGUAUUUUAUUGAGAUGUGCAACACCUUGGACAUCCAGACGAUCCACAUCAGCAACAUGAGAGUCCGCAGUGUUUGUGGAGAUACCUAUUGCACAAAGCAUGGCAAGAAGUUUACUGGGCAGGUCUUGGAGAAGUUUCUUAUAAUCGACUGUGAAGAAGUGAUUGCUGGGUCUUACAGUUUCACCUGGCUCUCUUCUCAGGUUCACAGCAAUAUGCUGAUGCACUUCACCGGACGAAUCGUCGAGAGCUUUGACAGGGAGUUCCGAUGCCUCUACGCAGAUUCCCAAAUCGUCGAUAGCUUACACGACCCAGACGAAGACAGAAUUCCCUGUUACUCCUUCGGGAAACACCUUCCGGAGAUCAAGCAAGAAAACCCAAAGGAACGUGUCUACUCUGACCCUUCCAGCAGCUGCUCCAGCAACAGCUUCUCCAGCAUCAAGAAGAGUCCAGGCAUGGGCUGCCUGGCGUACCAACUGAAUUACGAUAACACUUACCUCAGUCCAGACAAGAGGGCCCCAAGUCCAGGUUUGUACAAUCCCAGCAACAAAGGGAGAAAAGGGUCUGGCAGCAGCAGUGCUUUGGAGCAGUCCAACGCUGGCUCACAAGAAUUCAACCCUAGCGCACUCAGAAAUGGAGGAGGAGCUGUAUCCAAGAUCUUAGGGCUGGGUCUUUAUGAGCCCAAGCAGAACGUCACUCUGCUGAACCCCUCACUGGGGAAGGCGCAAAGGAGCCCCCCUUACUCUGAUCCAGAGCAGCCUGGCAAACAGAAGACAGCCCCGCUCUUCAGCAAACUCUCUGAUUUCUUAACCCCUGGUACAAAAGAAGGCUUUACCAAAUCUCCAACCCGAAACAAUGCCUCCGCCACCGUGUUGCAAUUCAAAGACCUGAGCCUGUCAGAAUCGACAAAAACAAACGAAAACAAACCCGGGUAUCCGGUGGUGCCGGCACCCCUGCCCGCUGACCUGCUGCCAGCGGUGAGACGAGGAGAAAUCAGCAGGCACGAUGUCAAGAGGAUGACCCUCGGGCACAGCCAGCUGGACCUAGUAAACCGCUACAACAAGAUGAAAUCCAAAAACAUAUACAGCAGGUUCGAGGUAAAAGACACUCCGCACAAGUGAACCAGGCUGUCCUUUCAGACGAAGAGAGAUACUGAUGAAUAAUUAAGCAAAAUGAAAGUCAUCUUGCAAGUUUACCUGCGCCAUGCCUUGGCAAAGCCACUUCCUGUAUGUUUGAGGUGUGACUAUUCCACUGUAUAGUGUGUUCCUCGGGGAUUCUGUAAAUAACAAAAGCAAUGAAACACAUGCAUCACGCUUCGCUGUCUACGAAUGGAUGUGUUUUACACUAAUAGAAUUAAGGCAUGUUUUUGUGUUAUACACUGCUUUAAUUCAGUUAAACAGAGCCUGUCUGUGGUAUAUACAAGGUCAACAUGUGAGGCAGCAAGCAGACUGUAACGAACGUGCAGAGACUUGUCAGGAGUAAAUAAGACUCCCCCUUCUCAUUACUUGUGAAAGUGUCUGUUUACUUCUGAGCAGCCUGCUGUUUAUUCAGGACUCAGUGGACAGUGUUCCUCUUCAGCACUCAGGACCUUUAAUCUGGCAUUCUGCUGGUUUUGUUUGCUGUAUUUCUUGUCUUCCUGCAGUGCAAACGGUUGGUGUGAUUCUUUUUAUUAGGGGGAGGGUUGCAGUAUAUAGAGAGGUGUUGAGAAAUUCAGAUUUGCAGAGCGCCUGGCUUCCCAAAGGGCUUGUGGGUUUUAUGCUGUUCUGCCGCGUGUUACUGUUUCUGCAGAUGUGUAAUCAUCUACAUUUGCUAUUUUCAAAAAACAUGCUUUUUGUGGAUUAUACGAUAAAAGGUGUUUUGAUAAAUCUCUUGUAUAAUGAGCAUUUUCCCAAAAUGUGCCAUUUAUUACCAUAUGUAAAUAUGUUGCUAUAAAUUGUUUUUUUUAAUUGAUGAAGAGUAUUAUUAUUAUUAUUAUUGGUGUGCACAUUGUUAAAUUGCAGUAUGCAGAACAAAGUUUCUACUUCAUUCCGGCACUGCAUCCUGUACACUGGCUUAAAAUAACUAGUCUGAGACUGUGAUAUAUGGAAUGGACAGUGGGUUCAGUGCUAGUGCAAGUGCUAUGGAAAUACAGAGAACAAGUGAGGGCUGUGACUGUCUUAGAACAGGCUGUGCACUCUGAAGGGUUUUAUUAAACGAGAGAGCGCUUCAUUAUGCAGUGUAAAAGGCGGCCUGCAUUAGCUGUCACUGUUUUCAUUAAUCAUCCCAUGUGCCAGAGGAGGCGCUGCACUGUGCCAUAGCAACAUUCCAAACAUGGAACUCUGGCAGCAGAGAAAAUGUAACCUGUUCUCUUGCGAGUCUGGAAGCAUUAAGAAAUGCUGCCUGUCUAUUCUGGUUUUUUAUCUCCUUUUUUUUAAUGAAGCUGCUUGUGGAACACCGCUUGCACAGACAGCAUAACCAGCAGAGCGGGUUACCCUCUUGCCUCAAUGUUACCUAGAUUACUUUUUCUUUUUUUGUCCAAAGCUUUCUGCAAAUAUGCUGAAAAGCCUGCUACCCAUCUCCACCCUCUGGCAUGCCUAGCAGGAUUCUUGUAAUGCAGCACUGUGACAGAGUGCUAGCCGUGGCAUUAGAAGCAGUGCAACUACAUAGCAGGUGCCUUUACUGUUGUUUGUAGUGAAUCAGGCUUUGCAGUCAUGACAAUAAAACAGGUCUGGUUUUUCACGAUGAGAGAUGUUUAGCAUGAUGCCUCUAGCAAUACUAGAUAUAUUAAGUGAAGGUUUUGACAAUGUUAGCAUUGUAAGUAUUUAUGACAUAUUGUCAUUGGUAUUUCAUACUUUAUAAAAGCCUGGCUCACUACUGUAUUGAAACACACAUACACUACCGGUCAAGUUUUAGAACACCUCCAUUUUUCCAGUUUUUAUUGAAAUUUACACAGUUUA
Messenger RNA from Polyodon spathula (Mississippi paddlefish), 4074 nucleotides. RefSeq names its product protein FAM83A-like. The record is from RefSeq and is a predicted model, not a curated record. The coding region runs from base 499 to 2259 and encodes 586 amino acids. The transcript has 4 exons. NCBI's taxonomy places the organism in Eukaryota, Metazoa, Chordata, Actinopteri, Acipenseriformes, Polyodontidae.